AUGAAGUCAACUGAUAAAACAACACCACCAGAUGAGGAGAGGGCAGGUGAGCUCAGCUCGCCUGCAGUAAUCGUUUUUGAGAGCCCUAGUGGCUCUGGUGCCCAUGGGGAAUCCCCCAUACGAGCGCCAAAUCGGAGGACGUCGGACUCGGAGUCUGACGCCCCACCCGUAUCCGACGCGAGCGUUAGGUCAAAGCGCCUAACGCGAGCGUCAUUUAAGCGUCCCAGAUUGGAGGAGGACCAGGAGGGACUGGCGUUGUCCUCCAUUACGCAGGAGGCACCAGCCCCAAAGAUCUCUACGGCCGCAAGGGGUAAGGGCAAGGGCAAGGGCUGCAAGAGGUCGGCAGCCACUGCCCGCACCGAGACAGCCAACCGACUGUCAGAUUCCUCCAUAGUGGACGUGACUUGUGUCGAGGGUUCAGAGGCUGAACAUGACCCCAUUGGUCUCCGCCAGACCAUCAAGGAGGAGCUCCGCAGGGUGGCUGCAAAGAAAUCCCAGCCUGCCAGAAACGAGCAGAUGAAGUCGGCGGAGACCACCAUAAUGACAGCGGUCUUUAAACGGUGCGGGGUGCCCUCAGCUGAAAAAGUCCACAGUGAGCUGGCCAUAAUGCGGCAAGAACUGGCGCGGUUGUCGGCCUCUAAUGCGGCUCUGGAGGCCGAGCUUCAGGCAACCAAGGCUGAACUCGCCGCUUCACGUGGAAGCCGACCCCAGCCCAUGUCGGAGUCUGACAUGCUCGGACUGAUGCGGCGGGAGAUGGCUGCUUUCCGGCAGCGAUUUGACGUGCUGGAAAGUAAGGUCCUCCGUCCACCACUAGCAGCGAGUCAGACGGCCUCGCGGUCAUAUGCGGCUGUUGCGGCCAAGCCUUCGACCUCUUCCGGUCAGACUGGCCGCGACACUCAACCGCCGGCGAGGGCAAGAGCGGCUCCUCCUGCGAGGGCCCCGGUGCCUCCACUAGUUUCGGUGGAGCCACCACCGAAUGCGCCAAUAGGGCGCAGAAAUAAAAGAAGAGGGGGAGUAACGGCUCAGCAGGCCGUUGGCCCGGUCACAGUUAUGCCUGUCCCGCCGGCAAGAGAUCUCAGUGGUGGCGAGUGGCAACUAGUCGGCGACGCGAGGAGGGUCGCCAAAGAAGGCAGGAAGCGCCGCAAAAAAGCGCAGCGGCAGCGGCGCCAGCAACAGCGCAAAGAGAAGGGCAAGGGCAGGCCCUCCGCCACCCCCGUCGUUUCCACCGCCGCCGCCGCCGCCGCCGCCGCCGCGGUCGCCACUACUACCGCCGCCGUAGCCACCGCCGGCUGUAAUGCUGCCAGGGAGGAGGUCGUGAUGGAUUGCCAGUAA
This is a messenger RNA of Spodoptera frugiperda (fall armyworm), 1332 nucleotides long. RefSeq lists its product as uncharacterized. Bases 1 to 1332 code for a protein of 443 amino acids. Lineage: Eukaryota; Metazoa; Arthropoda; Insecta; Lepidoptera; Noctuidae. The transcript is spliced from 2 exons. The record is from RefSeq and is a predicted model, not a curated record.